UCUCCGAUCUGCGGCGACGGCCCUCUGCCGCCGCCGUCGCCGCGGCGACCGGCCUCGGCUUUCCUUCCGCGUAAGCGAGCGCUCUUUACGCCAGCCGAGGCUUCUUGGUCGCCGCUGCCUUUGUAUGUUUUGUUGCCGACGAUCAAUUGAUCUCCAUGCAUCGAAAAAGAAAAAAUGAAAUAUUGAAGGAUUUCUGUUUGAUUUUGGAGGGGCGGGGCGCUGCUGCUGCGGCGCAACCCCCCGCCGCAUGUGACUUGGUACAGCCCAGGAAAGCGCCAUCCUCCUCUUCAUCCUCAUCGUCCUUCAGAGAACAACGCGCAUGCAGACGAAAUGGACGCCCCGUCGCCUCACCUUCCGCUUCUUCCUCUCUCGUGCUGAUUGUUUUGGCGCCCGAGUCGUCGUCGUCGUCGUCGUCGUCGUCCCCACUUGGGAUCAUCGUGCGGCGGCCUCACACCUUGUCGGAGAUGGUGUACGCACAGGCCAACACGGCGGCCACGGAGCGCUCGCUCUUCGCGUCGACCUUCUCGUAUCCAGCGUCUUGCAACUGCUCGGAGACGGCGGACAACGGCACGGCGGCGCCCCCCGGCGGCGGCCGCGAGGUUCCGCCCGAGGCCGCCUCGUCUCGGGCGUGGACGGCGGAGGACGGGCUGACGUCGGGCGAGGUGUCGGCGCUAGCGCUGGCGUUCGGGGCGGUGUGGCUGGUGUCCGUCCUGGGCAACGCUCUGGUGUGCCUGGUGAUCCACCGCAGCCGCCGCACCCAGUCCACCACCAACUACUUCGUGGUGGCCAUCGCCUGCGCCGACCUGCUGCUGAGCGUGGGCGGCGCCCCCGUGGUCCUGGCACAGGUGGCGUGGGGGAGCUGGCCCCUGGGCGCGGCAGCGUGCGCGGCGGCCCGCUACGUGCAGCACCUGUGUCCCGGCGUGCAGGUGUACGUCCUGCUGUCCAUCUCGGUGGACCGCUUCUACACCAUCGUGUACCCGCUCAGCUUCAAGGUGUCCCGCGAGAAGGCAAAGAAGAUGAUCAUGGCGUCGUGUUUUCUGGACGCCACUCUGGUGGCGCCGUGCCUCUUCUUCUACGGCGCCGCCCCCGCCGACGGCCGCCACUGCCACUUCUUCCUGCCCGACAGCUGGGGCGCCGUGUCCUACGCCGCCGUGCACCUCGUUCUGGGGUUCGCUCUCCCGGCGGGCCUCAUCGUGUCCUUCUACCAGCGAGUGGUGCGCCACAUCUGGAGGAUCGGCGCCGACGGCCACACGGUGCGGCGCACCGUGAACACGGUGCCCCGCACCAAGGUGAAGACCAUCAAGAUGUUCCUGGUGCUCAACUGGCUCUUCUUCGUAACAUGGACGCCUUUCUACCUGGCGCAACUGUGGCACCCCCGGGAGGAGGGCGGCGGGCGGCGGCGGGGACUCCUUUUCUUCGCCGCCAUCGCCUGGAUCUCCUUCAGCUCCACCGCCUCCAAGCCCACCUUGUACUCGGUCUACAACGCCAACUUCAGACGCGGCAUGAGGGAAACCUUCUGCGUGUCCUCCAUCAAGUGUUACCGCAGCAACGCCUACACCAUCACUGCCAGCUCGCGAUUGGCCAAGAAGAACUACGUGGGCGUGGCCGACGUGCCCGUCAACGCCGAGGACGAAUCCUUGGAGCGGGACGCCAAAGACAAGAAGAAACUGGCCUGGACCGCCAGCGCCCACAACACGUUUGUGUAGCGGGCUAAGCUAAGCGACGCGCGGCAAAAGACCGCUUUCUCAAACUAAGGUCCCCGAACCCUCGGGGUCCGCGAGCCGUAACUCCUGGGUCGGCUUGCUAUGGGCGGGUCGCCCGCUCCAAAGGGCUCUUUCCCUGGAACUGACAACAUUCUCAAUGGCACCCAAUUGUUCUGCACUCUUUGAUGAUUUCUUUAUUGUGGCAGCCAUCUUUGAGGAAUUUUCUCAAAUAGGAUGAAAGAAGGGGCACUUCAAGAAAUUCAGGAGAGAAAAACACAAUUGAGGACUGAAGUACUUGAGCAAUUCUCCUGUCCGAUGUUGCAUUUGCGCUGUUCAAGUGGACGUUCGAAACGUCACGCUCAAUUCGAGGCGUCCGCUCGGACGGGCUCAUUGCGGACGUUUUAAACUGGCACUAACCAGCCAAUCGGAGCACGGCGUCCCGAGUAUCGGACGAAACCGAAUUGUCGAGAGAGAAUCAGAUUUUCGCGUUUUUGGGCCGUACGCGUCGGACUCGCCGUUCGGGCAAACGUUGCCGCGUCGCUCGUUCGAGUGGAUGAUGAGCGGCUCGUUUCCCACUCCCGAAUGGCGACCAAGUUAUUUUGGGGAGGGUUCGUCGGGAACUUUCUGGGGUGUCAAGCUGAAGGAGCCAGUCCGAGCAGACUUUGCAUUUCCGCACUGUUCAAACCGUUUUGGGCGAGCCUCGUCACGUUGCUGUUGAUUGAUUUUAUUGUUGUUCAUUCUGCCGCUUUGCGCGCGCAAAGCUUCACACUGGCUGCCACUGCAAAAGCGAACUGGUUACAAACACGUUCGUGUUGGCCGCCGAAGCAGCGAGGUUAUUUUCCGCAAGGGGUCUGGAUUGUGUUUCUGUUGUUUGCCAGCCCGCCGAGGUCACUUCGGAAGGCGCGUCGACCCUCGGACGCCGCUCCCCAAAUAUUGGAAGGGCAAGGUCGAGUUGUUGAACACACCACAAAAUAAAAGCUGGAAUUCUGAA
This is a messenger RNA of Phyllopteryx taeniolatus (common seadragon), 2694 nucleotides long. RefSeq names its product G protein-coupled receptor 19 (gene gpr19). Gene Ontology annotation, biological process: G protein-coupled receptor signaling pathway. Lineage: Eukaryota; Metazoa; Chordata; Actinopteri; Syngnathiformes; Syngnathidae. Gene Ontology annotation, molecular function: G protein-coupled receptor activity. Bases 156 to 1706 code for a protein of 516 amino acids. The record is from RefSeq and is a predicted model, not a curated record. Gene Ontology annotation, cellular component: plasma membrane. The transcript is spliced from 2 exons.